GGCUGCUGAAGCGGACUCGGAGCUGAACUCACUCCACAUUUUACGCACGGCUGUCAACACCGAGCGCUACGGCGGAGUGCGUAAAGAAAGAAAGAAAGAAGAAGAAAAAGAAGCGCCUUUAUUCAUCUCAACCUCCCGAGACUUAAAAAAUAAAUAAAGGAGAAACCCCGGUGGAGCACACGGAGCGGACCGGGGCACAUGGAAACGCUAUGCGGCUGGAAAGACAGCGGUGGACUUGAUCAUAGUUUCACUCGAGAGGAGGCAAAGUGAGGCGAGAUCAACAUGCUCAGCCCGAUGCUGGCCUGCGCGCUGCUUGUGCUGCUGCUCUGUCGGAUCUCUGCCUGCCAGUACUCCAGCGACCAGUGCAGCUGGAAGGGCAGUGGUCUGACCCAUGAAGGCCACACCAGGGACGUGGAGCAGGUGUACCUGCGUUGCUCCCAAGGCUCUCUGGAGUGGCUCUACCCGACAGGGGCCAUCAUCGUCAACCUCCGACCCAACACGGUCUCCCCCGCCGCCGCUCGGCUCUCCGUCUGCAUCAAACCUUCCACAGACUCCAGUGGCACAAACCUCUACCUGGACCGUAAUGGCAAGCUGCGUUUGCUGCUGCGUGAGCAGGACCAGGCUCAGGGCAAAGUGCACUGUUUCAGCAUUCAAGAAGGGGCGCUUUUCAUUGAGGCCGUCCCGCACAUGGACAUCAGCCGGCGGAUUACAGCAUUUCAGUAUGAGCUGGUCAGCGACCGGCUUGGAGCAGAGGCACACUCACUUGGUGCACCCUGUCAGCCCUGCAAUGAUGCUGAGAUGCUUCUAGCAGUCUGCACCAGUGAUUUUGUAUCACGAGGCAGUAUUAAGAAGGUGGACCAGGAAGAGGAGCAAACAUCAGUCACAGUUGAGAUCAGUCGCCUGUACAGACAGAAAACCCAGGUUUUUGUAUCUGGGGGUGUGAGGGUACGGCGCUGGACUGGACGUAUCAAGAUGCCUCGUCAGUGCGGGGUGAGGUCUGGUGAGGGAGAGUUCCUCUUCACUGGGACGGUGAGGUUUGGGGAGGCCUGGAUGGGCUGCGCCCCACGCUACAAAGACUUCCUGCGGCUGUAUCAUGAGGCGCAGCAGCAGGGGAACAACCCCUGUCACAUGGACGUAGACUGACCAGGGUACCGGCCCGCUUUUGAAAACAGAACAAGUCCUCACUGAGUGGGGAGGAGAGCUGAACCAAGCGUUCACGCUGAGGAGAGACUGACAGACUGGCCCGGUGGCAGAGCCUCUCUCCUCUCCUGCUGUUUCGUGACAAUGGACGGAGCUCCUGAAUGUUGCCGAGCAGCAUACUAGUUGUACUCAAAGUUGAACGUGAUGCAACGUGGAAUGUGUUUGGAUUGCCUUUCUCGCACACGAGGAACUGCAAGGUUUUAAAUGUAGCAGACCCCAUUUGUUUUUUUCUGUUUUUUUAUGUGUAUAAAAUGUGAAUGAAUAUUGUACAUUUUGAAGCUCUCCGUGCUUUGUAAAAAGCUUGAUGUACAGUUUUGAAUUUAUUUCUUACGACAGAAAUGUAUAAAGUGAAAGACUCUUAUUUUGUUUAAAAAAUGAUUUGCAAUUUAAUGCCUGAACUUAGUGUGUUUUUUCAGGCUGUACAAUUGUAAUA
Messenger RNA from Stegastes partitus (bicolor damselfish), 1633 nucleotides. It is a transcript of the gene metrnla, whose product is annotated as meteorin like, glial cell differentiation regulator a. The record is from RefSeq and is a predicted model, not a curated record. Bases 283 to 1143 code for a protein of 286 amino acids. Lineage: Eukaryota; Metazoa; Chordata; Actinopteri; Pomacentridae. The transcript is spliced from 4 exons. Gene Ontology annotation, biological process: positive regulation of brown fat cell differentiation; energy homeostasis. Gene Ontology annotation, molecular function: hormone activity.